AUGGAAGCAGAGGUGAAUGAGGGUGAGAGUGAAAGAGAAGAGGGCAUGGAUAAUGACAGAGAUGAGGGGGUGAUUAGUGAUGAUGACUCUAGUGUUUACCGUGGUCAUUUAAAUGAGAGUGAGGUUGAUGAGCAAGAAGUAGAGCAAGUGAUGGUUACUGUAGAGGAUGGGGAGGAGGGUAGAUUUCAGUUGGGGCAGACCUUUGCUGGGGCAAAGAAAGCUAGAGAGGCCAUCAAUUCAUAUGGUGUGAAGUUUGGUUACAAAAUAAAAUUUGUAAAAAAUGAGAAAACUAGGAUAAGGGUCGUAUGUAUGAAUGAGAAAGAGUGUCCCUUUCUCAAGCAUGUGUCCAAGGAUGGUGAUGCUGAGGGUUUGGUGAUUAAGACUCUUAUUCUAGAGCAUACAUGUUGCAAACAGAGGGAGGUACCUAGUGCUAGUCAGGGAUACUUGGCUAAGUAUUUCAAGCAAGCAGUUUAUAGGAACCCAAAAUACACCUCCAAGGACAUGCAAGGUCAUGUGAAAGACCAUCUGAAAUUGCAUGUUAGUUUGGCCAAAUGCAAGUGGGCAAAGAAGGAAAUCAUAUGCAAUCUGGAGGGGAGCUACAAGGAAGAGUUCAGUAGGCUUUGUGCCUACAUUGAGAAGGUCAAGGAGUGUAUGCCAGGAAGUAGGUUAGAGCUCCAGUUAUCUACAGAACAAUUGCAAGCUGGAAAUAGAGUUUUUAAAAGACUCUUUGUCAUGCUUGAGCCGUGUAGAUUGAACUGGUUGGGAGGUUGUAGAAAAUUGAUAUCAUUGGAUGGCUGCCAUUUAAAAGGAGUCACCUUUGGCUGUCUUUUAACAGCAGUUGGAAAGAAUGGCAAUGAGGGAAUUGUUCCCAUUGCAUAG
Molecule: messenger RNA, 879 nt
Organism: Salvia miltiorrhiza (redroot sage)
Lineage: Eukaryota; Viridiplantae; Streptophyta; Magnoliopsida; Lamiales; Lamiaceae
Exons: 1
Coding region: 1-879 (292 amino acids)
Source: RefSeq, a predicted model, not a curated record